Messenger RNA from Aspergillus eucalypticola CBS 122712, 829 nucleotides. RefSeq lists its product as uncharacterized. The transcript has 2 exons. Lineage: Eukaryota; Fungi; Ascomycota; Eurotiomycetes; Eurotiales; Aspergillaceae. Bases 310 to 636 code for a protein of 108 amino acids. The record is from RefSeq and is a predicted model, not a curated record.
CCACUGCAUCAACAGCCUGGGCAUAGCUUGCCUCCACUGGUAACUCGGCUAAGCUCUUUGGGAUCAAAAGGCACCCAUAUUACGGAGUACACCUGUCACCAGAUCAACUGAUUUCCUUGUCUUGUGGGGCACUGUUCAGCCUGGACCUUCCUCGAUAUCAGUCGCCACUUCACUUCUCUAAUCUGAUCCUUAUCGUUCCUGCAACGUUAUAAUAUACACCCCACCGCCGAGCAGCCAUCUCGACGAAAAACAAACGAGGGGCAUCUCCACAGGUUGGGAUUCGAGACUCCCGCCUCUGCAGACAACAGGAUGAGACAAGAAAACACUGGCUCGUCACUAAACGGCGACCACAGUCGCCGCAACCAGAGCAGUCAAAGCGCGCGUCUCGAGCCUCCAAACGACUCUUCUCAAACAUCUGACCGACUCGCCGAGGAACUGGAUUAUUACCGAAGCUUUCUCGAACAGCUUCUAGGAUUAGUCCGCAAUGGAGACCAGGAUACUGUCAAUCAGAUGGUCUCCAUGAUUCGUUCGGACGCCACCCACCAGCAAAUUCUGGCAGCCUUGUCUGAGAAUUCCGCCAACGAUGGCCAGACUACCCAAGGGGCCCGUGGUCGGAAUAAUCACAACCCGAACUGAAUGACUUCAACCCUGCUAUGCCUCGCAUCUCCAGCAGAUUGUCUGCAUGACGCAUGAUCGUUUGAUAAGGUCUUCACAAGGUUUCCUGGUCCCCUUUGAACGCAGAUGAGGGUGGUGAGAUACAGCUAGACGAGUUAUUCGUAUAUCUUUUGGUCUAGUAUCAUAUUAGUCGGCUCUUUCAAGAUAAGGAAAG